UCUCCCGCAGGUGGCGGCUGGACGAACCGCCUGGCCGGCCUCGUGAGGUCUCUGCAGCCGCCUUCGCCCACCGCCGUCGCCGAGCCGUCGCCUCCGCCCGUGCUCAAGUCGCCCACCCACGGCUCUCCCGCAUACACGCCCACGCGAGGCCUGGGCGCCCACGCCCCUGCCGCAGACGCCGCAGCGGCCGAUGAGAAGGCCAGGGCAGGGCCGGCCAGCGGGGAGCGGGAGGAGGAGGCCGGCGACGCGAUAACUCGAGCGGACGCGGCGCCGUCGCUCCCGGACGAGGCUGCCAAAGGUACGACGUCCGACGCCAAGCAGUUCAGGAUAUACCAGACCAUUACCAGAAAGGUGCAAAAGCUCUUGUUCAGGAAGCAAGGAGUACAAGAGGAGAAGGAGGUUAAGGACGAAAAGGUAGCGGAAGAAGGGGAAAAGGACGAAGGGAAAGGAGAAGAAGAAGAGGAAGUAGAAAAGGAAGAAGAGGAGAAAGCCGAAAAGUCGCCCCUUCUUCAAGAGCGCGACGAGGAAGAAGCGAAAGAACAGGUGCCGAAAGACAGAAAGGAAGAGGAAAGGGAAGAGGAAAAAGACGAAGGAGAAGAGAGGAGUGCGAGGGAGGAGCUUGAGAAGAAGAAGAGUGUUAGCGAGGAGCGCGAGGAGGCAGGAUACGGCGAGGGAGUGCAGGAUGGCGCCAGGGAGAGCCCUGUGAGUGAGAAGCAUGUCGGCAGCGAGGACGCAUGGAGAGAGCUGACAGACAAGGAGAAGGAGGAGGAGGAGAAAGAGCAGGUAGAGAAAGAAGGAGCCGAUGACAGUAAAGCGAGCGCAAAGGAGGCCGAGGAAAGGAUCUAUGACCUCGCGGAAGGCCAAGAGGAGAGAAAGGAGGCAGAGGAAGUGAGCGAGGAGCCGCAGGUCGCGAGCUCGCGGGCCAUCGCCAAGGAGAUAGUGAGCGACGCCAUCGAGCAGGGCGCCUUGGCCGUGAGUGAGGGCAUCUAUGUGAGCGACCGCCUCGUCGUGAGUACCUGCGACCUCGCCAGCGACGGUGAGGUGGUCGGGAUCGUCCGCGAGGGCGAAGAGCAUAUCUACGAGGUCCCAGCCGACCUCGUGCGCGAGGCCCAGCUCCACCUCCUGGUGCUGAGGGGCGGCCGGCGCGCCCUCACACCCUCGCCCGGCCAAGAGGAGGGCAGGCGGAGGAGGAAGGAGGACGUGGUGAUCGUCCGCCGGAGGAGGAGGAAAGGUGCCGAGGGAGAACAAGAGGAGGAGGAGGAGGAGGAACUGGUGAGUGUGGUGAGGAGGUCCCGCACGGAAAGCUGCAGCAGCUCGGUGAGUGAGGGCAGUGUGAGGAGAGUGAGUCGCGUGGUGAGCGAAGGAGGCGAAGAGGCCGGCGGAGGAGGAGGAGGAGGUGGAGGCCGCGUCAAGAGUGUGAGGAGGGUCGUGUCCCUGACGCAGGCGCAGUGGCGGAGGCUCCAGGGCAGCGUCGGUUCCCUCACCACCGCCCUCAGGUCCCGCUACCACAACCUCCGACGGCUCCAGCACCCCCACCACGCCGUCCCCCACCACCACCACCAUCAGGAGGGCCCGGAGGAGGAGCAGCAGCAGGGGCAGGACGAGGUGAAGGAGGAGCAGGGAGAGCGCGAGAGAACCUUGGGGGAUGGAUGGGCGGGUCAGGAGGACUCAGCACGCCCACGAACGCCCAAGGACACGACUGACAGACGCCUCACUCCCGAAGAAGGAAGAGGGAGGAGGGAAAGAAGGGAAGGAGGAAGAAGGGAGAAGGAGGAGGAAGGAGAGGUGGAGAAGGAGAAGGCUGCAAAGGACAGGGAAGGAAGAAGGGAGAAAGGCGAGGAGAAAGCGGAGAAACGAGAACUGGGAAGGAGAGGAAGGAGUAAGGAGGAGGAAGUUCCCAAGACUCGGCGAAUAGAAAAGAAAGAGGGAGACGAUAAGGUGGGAAAAAUAAUAAAAGAGGAAGACGAGAAAGAAGUGGAGGAAAUUAAGAAGGAGGAAGAAAGAGAAGGAGUAAAGGAAAAGAAAGAAGAGACAUUACGAAUUGAAGAAUCAAGAAAGAAAGCGAAAGAACAUAUUCAAGAGAAAAAGAGAGAUUUGGCAACUGUGAUUGAAAGCAUAGAAGAGGAGAAAGAAAAGGAACAAGUGAAAGAAAGACAAGAAGAAGGAAAGAAAGCGAAGGAAAUUGAAGAGGAAAGAGAGAGGGAGAAGCAACUAGAAAGGGCGAAAGAAAUUGAAAGAGAAAAGGACAGACAGAGAGAGAAAGAAAGAGAAAAGGAGAGAGCAAUCGAAAGAGAAAGAGAAAGAGAGAGAGUAAUUGCAAGAGAAAAGGAAAUAGAGAGAAAGAAGGAAAUCGAAAGAGAAAAGGAGAAAGAAAUCGAAAGAGAGAAAGAGAGACAAAAAGAAAUCGAAAGAGAAAAAGAAGAGAGACAAAAAGAGAUCGAAAGAGAAAAGGAGGAGGCGAGACAAAAAGAAAUCGAGAGAGAAAAGGAGAAGGAGAGAGAGCAAGAAAUCGAAAGAGAAAAGGAAAAAGAGAAAGAGAAAGCAGAAGAGCUAGAGAGAGAGAAGAAGAAGGGGGGGGCCAGUUGGAAGAGGAGGAGCUGGAGAGAAGCGAGUUACUACAACAAGAAAAAGAGAGAAAGCGAACUGGCCGAUAGGGAAGUGAGCGAAAUCCUCGAACGGCAGCUAAAGGAGGAGGAAGAGGAGAAGGAGGAGAAGGAAGAGAAGCGGAAGAAAGAAGAGAAGGAAGAGAGGAGGAAAGAGGAAGAGAAGCGGAAGAAAGAGGAGGAAGAAGAAAGAAGGAUAGAGGAAGAGAAACAAAGGAAAGAAGAGGAGGAAAAGAGAAAGAAGGAGGAAGAAGAGGUGAGGAAGAGGAAAGAAGAGGAGGAGAGAAAGAGGAAGGAAGAAGAGGAGCGAAAGAGGAAGGAGGAAGAGGAGAGGAAGAGAGUAGAAGAAGAGAGAAAGAGGAAGGAGGAAGAGGAGAGGAAGAGAGUAGAAGAAGAGAGAAAAAGGAAGGAGGAAGAGGAGAGGAAGAGAAAGGAAGAGGAGGAGAGAAAGAGGAAGGAGGAAGAGGAGAGAAAGAGGAAGGAGGAAGCAGAGCGAAAGAGAAAGGAGGAAGAAGAGAGAAAGAGGAAGGAGGAAGAGGAGAGGCAGAGAGUAGAAGAAGAGAGAAAGAGGAAGGAGGAAGAAGAGAGAAAGAGAAAGGAAGAGGAGGAGAGAAAGAGGAAGGAAGAGGAGGAGAGAAAGAGGAAGGAGGAAGCAGAGCGAAAGAGAAAAGAGGAAGAGGAGAGAAAGAGAAUAGAGGCAGAGGAGAGGAAGAGGAAGGAAGAAGAAAGAAGGCGAAAAGAGGAAGAGGAAAUUAAAAGAAAGAAGGAAGAAGAGAGAAAGCGAAAGGAGGAAGAGGAAAUAAAAAGGAAGAAGGAAGAAGAGAGGAGGAUUUUGGAGGAGAAGAGAAAGCAAGAAGAGGAAGAGGAGAGGAAGAGACUUUUGGAAGAGGAAAGGCAAAAGAGAGAAGAGGAGGAAGAGAGAAAGAGGAUAUCCGAGCGUGAAGCUAAGAAGAGAAAGGAAGAGGAAGAAAAGGAGAAAGCAAGGUUAGAGAAAGAAGCUGAGGAAGAGAAGAGGAAAAUAUCAGAAGAAAGGGAGAGAGGUAAGGAAGAAAUCGAAAAGAUAGCGACAGAAGAGAGAACCGAAGAGAUCGCGGGCAUAAGAGACAAGAAAGCAGAGAGAGAGGCAGAGGGGGACGACGAGGCAAAGGAGAUAACUCGAGAAAGUUAUCAGAAGUUACUACGCGUUGAUGAGGGUGACGACGCCACGUCCGAAACCCACGACGACACCCAGUCUGUGAGUAGAGCCGACGCCAGGGCCAAGCGAGGGCGCUCCCCGGCCAGGGAUUCCAGGCUGGACGAGAUCGGCGAGGACCUGGUGAGCGAGGUGAUCCAGGCUGCGACCAAAGCCGUGUGCGAAGCGGCCGAGAGCGUAGCCGAAAUCGCGUCCGAAAUCAGGCGCGAGGACGAGGCGUCCGAAUCGGGUCAGGCGCCGGAGGAGCGAGUGCCAGGCGACGCAAGUGUCCUGGAGUCUGAAGCGGACGAGAGUGCCAUGUCCAGGCGCGUCUCCGAGGGCAGCGUGGAGGGCGAGCCGGUUCCCAAGAGACCCAGCCUGGGCGAGGGCGUGGCAGGGGGGCUGGACAUCACGACGGGCGGGGUCGCCGCCUUCACCACCACCCCUGCCACCCCUUCCCCUACUCCCUCCCCGCCCCCUUCCCCCCUCCCGUCCCCCGCCCUCACCCCCUCGCCCUCGCAGAGCAUCAGCAUGACCAGAAAGAUGUUCUGCCAGGGCAUGAUAGGCAGCGGCGGACGCCGUCUCGGGUCAGACGAGGGCGACGGAGAAGACGACGCCGUUGCUGCCGCUGCUGAGGUGGAAGUCAGUGAGGGCGAUGCCCAGAAGAUGGGCUUCGUAUUCCUGGCGGUGGCGCAGCAGCAACAGCAGCAGCCCUUCGAGAGGACGGAGAGCAUGAUCGCCAUGAGAGGCAGCAGGGACGAAGAUGCCGAGGAAGAGGUGGAAGAUCUUUCGAAGGACGAGGAGCUCGUGUCGGAGGGCGAGGUCGGAGACGAGGCAGGGGGUGGCGCAAAGGCCGGAGAUAAAUCUGGCGACGGCGAAGUCUCACACGGAACCAGCGAAGCCAAAAAGGUCAAAGAGAUGCCCAGUCAUGCCAAAGAGGCCUCAGACGAUACUAGCGAGGGUCGAGAUGAAUUCGGACGUGAUGCUGGAGUUAUCCGGAAGGCGAAAGAUGGCUUUCGCACGGUCCGUGAGGAAGCCAUUGAUGCUGAGGAGACCGGAGUCGAAGCGAAGGAAGAAAUGGAAGGUGAACUGCAGGAGAAGGAGGAGGAGGAGGAAGAGGAUGAGGAAGAGAGUGAUGAAUACAGCGACGCGUCUGGCUUCGUGGGACAGUACAUUCUCCAGCAUGAAGGAGGGGACGAGGAGGAUGCUGGAGAUGGAAGAGGCGAAGGAGAAGGAAGAGGAGAGAGAGAAAGAGAUGGAUAUGGAGAUGAAGGAGUAGCAGAAGGCUAUGACGAAGAGAAAGGAAGAGAGGAAAAAGAACUGGAAGAUGAAGAGGAAGACGAGAAAAUGGAUCUGGAAAGUGACACCUCUUUCGAAGAAACGUACGAGGUUGCACUCAAGCAGGAGCUGAAUGAAAGAGGAGGAGAAACGAGAAAGGGAAGUGGGAAGGGGAAAGAAGAUAUUGAAAUUACGAUGGAGGAGGACCUCGUGAUUUGCACGCGAUUUGUAACGGAGGAAGAGAUAGAAGAUGAGAGAAAAAAUAGGAAAAUGGAAGUGACAGCGAAGGAAAAAGAGGAUGAGAGGGACGCCAAGAGAAAAGAGAAGAAAGACGCUGAAGGGGGAAGGCAGGAGAGAGAGCUAAAGAGAGGGGAAGAAACCCCGAAAGAAAGCAGGGAACAGCGGAGCGGGCAAAGGGAAGGAAAGGCCGAGGCAAGAGAGGCCGCAGAGAGAGGUGGAGAAUAUGAGAAAGAAGCGGCGAGGAAGGGAGAAGAGAAGAUUGAAAGGAAAAUGGACACAGGAAGGGAGAAGAGAGGUCAUAAGGGAGAGAAAGAAGACGGCAGGCGGGGGUCCGAACAAGGUGCCGUGCAAGUGGGCGUGGAGACGAGUGUGGGCGGCCCGAGAAUCCUCAUCACGGCCGCCCACGGAGGAGUAGCAGGAGGAGGCGGAGGCGUGGACACCGAAGACCGGGCGGCGGAGAUGGGAGGCAGCGUGGGCUCCACGGUGUCCAUCCACCACCACGCCCAUCAUCAUCAUCAUGACACCUACGCCUCGGCCUCUACCCUCGCCGCCCACCUGGCCGCCCACCCGCGGCCACCCACCCCGAAGUCACCCAUCACCGUGGACGAGUGGGUGGCCGCCCUGCCCCACCCGACAAGUGUCGAUGACGAGGGAGAUGCGUGGACUUGCUCAGAUCCUGGAGGGGAGGAGGUGGCCGAGGACCUCCUCAAUCUCGGUGCAGAAGCUGGCCUCCUGGGGGGUCCUGGAGUGCUGGUUACAACGGCAGGGGAAGAAGGGGAAGUGCCAAGGCGAGGUAAUGUGGUAUCCUCGGUUGCCCCCUCAUCGGUGACACAACCCGCCACAGUAAUGACAGGUGCUAAGGAUGUCCCCUCCAGCCCUCGCCUCCGUGGGCCUUCCUUGUCUCCGCUCCAGACAUCCAAACUCUCAGCAUCUCCUUCCUCCACAAGACCACUAACCCUCUCGGAUGUGGCUAGUACUAUGCAAAGACAGCAAGAGCAAGAGCAGGCAGAAGCCUUAGGGGUGGAGGGACGACGCUCACAGUUUGCAGGGCUGCGGGAGAAGCAAGCCUCCUUCCAGAGUGAGCUCUCAGGGCUAUCUCUACAGAGCAAGUCAAGCAUUGACUCACUUCUAGAGUCACGCGAGGCUGACCCUGUGGAUGUAUUGCUUAGUCUGGGGUUUGGGGGCCAAGCGCAGGACACAGUCACACGCAUUCCAGAGAGAUUUCUUCGUCCUUCACAGGUACCAGGCAAUAAUAUUGAGGAGUUCCUGAAAUCUGAAGAUGAGUUUUCAGACAUGAUGGAAUCAGCAGAGUGGAUGCCUGGCCUGGACCCUCAAGGGGUGACGAUGGCAGGUGCGUUGUCCCUGUCUCCUAGAGGCCGGUGUCGCCUACGCCGACGCCAGUACUACCACAGGCCCUCAUCCCCACAGCCAUCAGUGCGAUCACUCCCGGCUUCCCUCCACCACCCAAGCAGGUCUCCUCGUUUCCUCACAGUCCUCUGGGAAAGUCACGCUCGAGCGUUCCCCAGAACAGUAGUGGAUGAUGACUUUUGAUAAGGAUGUGAGCUCUUGCUCUUGCCAACUAGAUCCAGCAAAGUGCUAGCCCUUGUACAACUUGUCUCUUUACAAAGAGACUUACACAUUCCUCAGCAACAUGUGCGAAACACUAGUAUUACUUAAAUGAACAUGAUUUUUGGUCAGCUGUUGAAAUGGACCUCAUAGAUUUUUUAUUAUUGAAGAUGGUGCAUUACACAUAGGCUAAGAGGAAGUCCAUUCUAAGUUUUAUUACUGACCACAAAUCAGGGAAUCCUCCAUGAUUUAUCUCCUUCAGUAUCCAUUGUUUUGACAGCUUGUUAUGAUGUUUAUGAUAGAGUCGGCAAGUUGUUUCAUUGUUUGUUAAUAUUCAAUUGAUUAUUCUUGAAACUUUGAAGUAGCAUGGUUGAUAUUUCCCUUGCAUGGUCACUCCCUUUCCUGUGCAUGUAUGCAAUAAGUUUGUUACUGUGAACAUGUUUAAGAGUGAGUCUUUACUGAACUCAUGAUAAAGAUAUUGCACAUUAUGCAUUUGAAGGUGUCAUUUUGUAACUGUCAUCUUUGAUUAUAAUUGAACCUCUAUGAUUUUGCAAAGUCUGUGC
This is a messenger RNA of Penaeus indicus, 7421 nucleotides long. Its product is annotated as trichohyalin-like. The annotation marks the transcript as partial. The transcript has 7 exons. The record is from RefSeq and is a predicted model, not a curated record. Gene Ontology annotation, molecular function: signaling receptor binding. Lineage: Eukaryota; Metazoa; Arthropoda; Malacostraca; Decapoda; Penaeidae.